GCGAGAGCUGCCUAAUGGUAGACCAUAACAACAAGACCACCAUGUGGGAGAGACCUCUUCCUCCAGGGUGGGAGAAACGUGUGGAUCCUUGGGGCAGGUAUUACUACAUAGACCACAACACCCGGACCACCACAUGGCAGCACCCUACAGCUGAAUAUGUCAGGAACUAUGAGCAGUGGCAGUCCCAGCGAAACCAGCUCCAAGGAGCCAUGCAGCAGUUCAGCCAAAGAUUCCUGUAUUAGGUGAGAGCUAGGUCAUCCAGUGCUCCGUCUGACAAUGAUCCUCUCGGUCCCCUUCCUCCUCGCUGGGAGAAGAGACAGGACAGUGGGCGAGUGUAUUACAUGAACCACAACACAUGGACCACCCAGUGGGAAGACCCUCACACGCAGGGGGAUGAUCAGGAGCCGCCACUGCCACCCGGCUGAGAGAUGAAGUACACGAACGAGGGCGUGCGCUACUUUGUGGACCACAACACUCGCACCACAACCUUCAAGGACCCACGCCCUGGAUUUGAGUCUGGGAGCAAGCAGGGUGGCUCCCCAGUGGCAUAUGACCAGAGCUUUUGCUGGAAGUACCACCAGUUCCACUUCCUCUGCCAUUCGAAUGCAUUGCCUAGCCAUGUGAAGAUCAGCAUGUCCCGACAGAUGCUCUUUGAGGACUCCUUCCAGCAGAUCAUGAACAUGAAGCCGUACAACCUGCAGCACCGCCUGUACAUCAUCAUGCGGGGAGAGGAAGGCCCGGACUACGGUGGCAUUGCCAGGGAGUGGUUCUUCCUCCUGUCCCAUGAGGUGCUCAACCCCAUGUACUACCUCUUCGAGUAUGCUGGCAAGAACAACUACUGCCUGCAGAUCAACCCUGCCUCCUCCAUCAACCCUGACCACCUCACCUAUUUCCACUUCAUCAGCCGCUUCAUCGCCAUGGCUCUGUAUCAUGGGAAGUUCAUCAAUACUGGCUUCACGCUGCCCUUCUACAAGCGGAUGCUGAACAAGUGGCCCACACUGAAGGACCUGGAAUCCAUCGACCCCAAGUUUUACAACUCCAUUGUCUGGACCAAGGAGAACAGCCUGGAGGAGUGUGGCCUGGAGCUGUACUUCAUCCAGGACAUGGAGAUCCUGGGCAAGGUGACCACCCAUGAGCUAAAGGAGGGUGGUGAGAGCAUCUGGGUGACGAACAAGGAGGAGUACAUCAUGCUGCUGACGGAAUGGAGGUUCACACGGGGCGUGGAGGAGCAGACCAAGGUUUUCCUCGAUGGCUUCAAUGAGGUGGUGCUGCUGGAGUGGCUGCGGUACUUCGACGAGAAGGAGCUGGAGCUGAUGCUAUGCGGCAUGCAGGAGAUUGACAUGAACGACUGGCAGAAGAAUACCAUCUACCAGCAUUACACCAAGAACAGCAAACAGAUCCAGUGGUUCUGGCAGGUGAUUAAAGAAAUGGAUAAUGAGAAGAGGAUCUGGCUGUUGCAGUUCAUGAUGGGGAUGUGCCACCUGCCCGUUGAGGGGUUUGCAGAGCUCAUCGGCAGCAACGGGCCCCAGAAAUUCUGCAUCGAUAAAAUUGGUGGAGAGACAUGGCUGCCUCAGAGCCAUACGUGCUUUAACCGUCUGGAUCUCCCUCCCUACAAGAGCUACAAACAGCUGAAGGAGAAGCUGCUUUAUGCAAUUGAGGAGACAGAAGGAUUUGGACAGGAGUGAUGGGGUUUUGGUGCUUUCCCAGGGCAGGGAGGGCCCUGAAGUGCUGCUGGGCACGAGGUCCUGCCCACAGAGCCCAGUGUUGAGCCCUCUCCGCAGGAUGGUGCACAGGCAGCUGGGAUGCUGUUGCUCUUGUUCCUGGGCAAGAUCUGCAUUUAAUGCAGUCCUGGGGGAAAUGGGUCCAUGUUUCCCUCCCUAAAGAAAUUCAAGGUGUGACAAGAGGUGUUUGCACCUCUCACCCUUCACUGGCUCUGCUCAGCUCACGAGUUGCAGGCUGGUGCAGAGGGGAUGGGGAGAAGCCCUUGGCAGGCAGCGCAAGGUGCACUGAGGCUCUCUGGUCCCCCCCCCCUUGCAAACAGUUAAAUGAGAUCUGGUUUUGGCACAGGCUAUUUUUCCCCUAGUGUUUUCUGCCUUUUCAUGACACUUUAAUAGAUGCAGGUGAGGAGG
This is a messenger RNA of Strigops habroptila (Kakapo), 2129 nucleotides long. Its product is annotated as NEDD4-like E3 ubiquitin-protein ligase WWP2. Gene Ontology annotation, molecular function: protein binding; ubiquitin-protein transferase activity. NCBI's taxonomy places the organism in Eukaryota, Metazoa, Chordata, Aves, Psittaciformes, Psittacidae. Gene Ontology annotation, biological process: protein K63-linked ubiquitination; negative regulation of transcription by RNA polymerase II; regulation of monoatomic ion transmembrane transport. The record is from RefSeq and is a predicted model, not a curated record.